AUGGAGACUCGCCAGUCUGCGCGCAAGCGCAGAAGCAAUUCCAUCUCUGAUUCAAGAAGCACUUCACCCAUCUCACACCGGACAAGAGGCGGGAUGAUUGGAGAAGCAAUGCUAAACAUGCACAAGCCUGCUGCGAGUACCCCAAAGAAGGCAAGAAAGCGGGUCCGAUUCUCGGAUCCUGGUCCUCGGCUGCUUGAUACUCCGGUUUGCUCGACUGGCCUCACGCCUGCAAUGAAGCGCACCUCGUUUAUAGAGUCUGGCAUUGGUUGCUCGAGGUCCGGUAAUGGUACACCUAGUGGGCGCGCCCACCGACGGAGAUCAGCCCCCACACCGCGCUUCCAGACGUCGUAUGACAUUGAAGCAUUCGAUGAAUCGAGUACCAGAAGGGUGAUACAAUUUACUCCUCUGCGUCAAAUCUUAGAUACCCGGACGCAAAGGAGAAUACGACGCUUUGGUCUAAGCGACGAGAUCAAUAGCAUUCAGCGUGAAAAGCGGGAGUCGGCGAAUUUCGAAAAGACACUCGAGGGUUUACGACAGGAGCGAGAUGCUCUCCAACAUGAACUCAAUGCCUUGAAACAAAGGCAAGAAAUUCCGGGGGAACAGCUGCCUUCAUAUGAGUCUUUCUGGAUGUCCCCUCAAGUCCGUGUUCGCGAACUCGAGCGUGAAACUAAUAGAAUUCGAGAUGAAAUCUCGGUGGCUUCAAAUCAGAGCUUCGAUGUGCAAGAAACAUCAAUCGACAACGACGGAGAUACCUUCACCCUUAACGAUAGUGCCGUCAUCAUUUCCAACUCACCGGAUCUUCGUGCUAUGCACUCGCCGGUACCAGACAGCCCCGCAAGAUUUGAUCGGACGAAUGCCGAGAUCUCGACUCAAACAGACGUUUUGAAAACGACGGAGAACUCUGAUAUACAGACUCUCACCUUUGAUUUGGAGACUGCCAAGAAUGAGAAGAGGGAGCUUUUCCAUGCCUGCCGCAGGCAUCUUUCUACAUUUGAGGCAUCUGGCUUCGGUGAGACUCUUCGUCAAUCAUCUCCACCCCCCGAUUUCUUCGACAAUGUUAUCGACAUCUUGACGAUGGCGCUCUCCCGUGCCUCUGAUGCCACCCAAACCCUGGAGGGUAUAAGCCAAGAGUGUUCCAGCCUGGGAUUCACCGGCUCCAGCACAGAUGAAGUCAUUGACGACAUGCGAAGUCACUUCCGCGCUGCACGCCUUGAGCUAGAGCGAGCUAUUCCUGGUGAAACCGCAAACGUGAGCCUCGAGGAUGGAAAGGCCACCCUCCGUGCAUUGGUACACCGAGUCAAGUCUCUUGCAAACGACUUGAAAGCAGAGCGUGACCACUAUCAAGGCUCGCUUGGUCGUGAAAAGGCGCUUCGUGGUCAAUUUGAUAACCUCCUACACCGGUAUGAAGCGGCAGCGGAUAAGAUCAGCAGCCUCGAGGACUCGAUCGCAUCAUCUGCGAGUGAUAUGCUUCACACGAGAAUUCGACUGCAAGAUCUCGAAAACGAAGACCAGGAGAAAAGUAUUGGGAUUGACAGAUUAAACGCCGCCCUCGAUAAGUACCACGACGAUGUGAGAGGUCUGGAAGAGAUGGUGAGCCGUUUGGAAGACGAGAACGUGGCCACCAAGGAAAGAUACCGACAAAGAAUCUCCGAAUUGAAAGCUCAAGUCAUGAGUGAGCGCCAGCAGCGUUCUGCGAUUGAAAUUUCGACUUCGGAAACUGAGGCCCGCAUCCGCCAGCUUGAAGAAACCGUGGAGCAGAACAGAGUUCGUGCUUGUGAUCUCACAACAGAGAUGGAGAUUCUGGAGAAAGAGCAUCAGGCAGUGCUUGAGCGUCUAGAGCAAACAGCAAGCGAGCAACACCAACAUUAUGAAGAAGAGAUUGGGACUCUCAACGUUCGCAUCUCGGAACUCACAACAUCGCUCGAAGGCGCACGGUCGGAGGCGCAGCGGCUGGGACAAGUCAACAACGGUCUUGAAGAGCAAUUACGGAUAGAGAUGGAAGCCCGUGACGAACUGCUCGACAAAUGGGCAAUCGAGCAAGCGCGCUCAUUUGCGUUCAUGAAAGAGUCCAUUAAUUCAGAGCGUCGCCGUGCCAAGGUGCGCGCUGCAAACUGGGAGCUUAGAUCAGACGACCUCAUGUCCGAUGGGACAACGAUGAUGGGCAGCGAGCCUAUUACUCCCGUUAGCAUGACUCGCUUUGUUGACGUUGAGAUGGGUAGAGGCAAGAAUCGCCGUCGUCUGGAUAGUGGAAUUGGGAUUCUCUCCGAGGACGAUCUUCUUGAAAGUGAAAGUCUUGCGGAUCUGGGCCGUGGAGUAGACUCUGACAUGGACUUGCCUCCUUUCGGAUUAUCUUGA
This is a messenger RNA of Penicillium brasilianum, 2355 nucleotides long. Lineage: Eukaryota; Fungi; Ascomycota; Eurotiomycetes; Eurotiales; Aspergillaceae. The record is from the annotation of a GenBank genome assembly.